CCAUGCUUCAUGUACCCAAACCCACAAGUUCAUACAGAAAACAAGUUUUUCUGCCACUGCCACCGUUGCACCAAUAUCACGCAUCAUGCUUCUUGUUGCCCUCCUCCUUCUUUCUUCCCCGAUGCUGUUAGCUGAAGGCCAAUCCUUCUGCAGCAAUACUAACAUCCUGCACAUGCCAAACAGUACCUACAUGUCCAACCUGAACUCCCUUGCUAAAGCCCUAUUUGCCAACGUCACAAAUUCAAACUCACAUUCAGCUAAUGGCACAGCGGGAACGAGCCCCAACAAGGUCUACGGAGUAGUGAUAUGCCGAGGAGACACUGCCCCUGGCAAUGACUGUGCGAACCGCCUCAAUAAGGUCCUUGAUGCAGCCAUCAACAAUAACGCUAGUAGUUCUUGCUCUUCCCAGAAGAACAUAACCUUGUUCGGCCACGGGUACCUUGCCCAGCUAAGAUUCUCUGACCAGGACUUCAUCUCCAGUUUCAGCAACGCUCCAGAAUGCACAGUAAGCGCUAAUCUGAACCCUCUGCCGGUUGGUGAUGCUUCAGAGCAUUUCAAUAAGCUUUUUUACAAGAUGAUGGUAAAGCUCACUGAUUCCAUGGUGAGCAAAACAAUCAAGUACAAGACAGGCGAAGGCUGGCUCAGUGAAACGAGCCAGACAGUAUACGGGCUUGUGCAGUGCACAGAGGGCAUGCUGCCGGAGGCUUGCCAGGAUUGCCUGAGAAGCACCAUCACAAAGAGGGAGCAGAUGGUUGGCAGUGGCCAGAUGGGUGGUGCAAUCCUUGGGGUGCACUGCAGCUUGUGGUACCAGACAGGCGUUCAGUUCUUUGCUGGCCACCCGAUGUUAUCGCUAAGCAUGCCCACACCAAACAAAUUUUGGAUCUGGAUCACGAUUGGAUCAUUCUCCGUCAUUGUUUCUGUUUCUUGGUUGCUUAUUCAUAUAUGGAUCAAAACAGAGAGAAAAAGAGAACGAGCAAGAUACGAACUACAACUGCUGUCAAUUGCAAUACAAAAUGUAUUAAAUCUUUGGAGGAUUGAAGAAGGCAAUUCAGGAUUUUCACUGUAUGAUUUCGCUCAGAUAAAAGAAGCCACAGACAACUUCUCAAGUGAAAACAAACUUGGACAAGGUGGUUUUGGACCUGUUUAUAAGGGCCUAUUGCCUGGUGGCCUUGAAGUAGCAGUCAAAAGACUUGCUGCAUGUUCUGUACAAGGUUUACUAGAGUUCAAAAAUGAAAUUCAGCUGAUAGCAAAGCUUCAACACAAAAAUCUUGUUAAGUUGCUUGGCUGCUGUAUCCAAGGAGAUCAAGAAAAGAUGCUUGUCUAUGAAUAUAUGCAGAACAAAAGCUUGGACCUCUACAUAUUCGAUUCAAAGAAAAGAGCACAAUUAAACUGGUCCAUGCGUCUACACAUAAUUGAUGGGAUAGCACAGGGGAUCCUAUAUCUUCACAAGCAUUCACGGUUAUGUAUUGUUCAUAGGGAUUUGAAAGCAAGUAACAUUCUCUUGGAUAGCGACAUGACUCCAAAAAUUUCUGAUUUUGGGAUGGCUAGAAUAUUCAGCUCCAAUGCGAUGGAAUUAAAUACCACCAGAAUAGUAGGCACACAUGGCUAUAUAUCUCCAGAGUAUGCUUUUGACGGGGUUUGCUCAGUCAAGUCAGAUGUGUUUAGCUUUGGCGUCUUGGUCUUGGAAAUAAUAAGCGGAAAGAGGACUACUGGUUUCUAUCCAUAUGAUGGAAAACUAUACAAUCUCAUCUCGUAUGCUUGGAAACUUUGGAGAGUUGGAGAAUGGUGCCAGCUGGUCUGUUGUCGCAUAGGAAACAAUCAUGAAAUGAUGGAAAGGUGCAUUCAGGUGGGGCUUUUAUGUGUUCAAGAGAGUGCAGAGGAUAGACCUGCUAUGGAUCAUGUGCUUACCAUGCUAAACAGCAAGAAUGUGAACUUGCCCAAGCCAAAGCAACCAGCUUACUUCUUUGUACGCUCUAGCUUGCUCUCUAGCGAGCCAGAAGUCCCAUCGUCCAACAUCAAUAUAAGUAUUACAUUAGAAAGGUAGUGUCGACGAUUGGUAAAGUCAAUUAUGUAAAUACUUAUUUAAAGUAGGGAUAUCUGGUAUCGAAGAGGAGGAUACAAGAUUUUAUACAAGUUCAAACAUCCUUUAGGAUAACAAUCCUAAGUACUGUACUGCCUUGAUUAAUCUUGGGAGAAGAUAAUUACAAUGCCUUGAUUAAUCUA
This is a messenger RNA of Phragmites australis (common reed), 2223 nucleotides long. RefSeq names its product putative cysteine-rich receptor-like protein kinase 12. NCBI's taxonomy places the organism in Eukaryota, Viridiplantae, Streptophyta, Magnoliopsida, Poales, Poaceae. The coding region runs from base 86 to 2044 and encodes 652 amino acids. Gene Ontology annotation, molecular function: protein kinase activity; ATP binding. The record is from RefSeq and is a predicted model, not a curated record. Gene Ontology annotation, biological process: protein phosphorylation. The transcript is spliced from 7 exons.